Molecule: messenger RNA, 4460 nt
Organism: Xenopus laevis (African clawed frog)
Lineage: Eukaryota; Metazoa; Chordata; Amphibia; Anura; Pipidae
Gene: sema4c.L
Product: semaphorin 4C L homeolog
Exons: 16
Coding region: 487-2991 (834 amino acids)
Biological process (GO): neural crest cell migration; axon guidance; positive regulation of cell migration
Cellular component (GO): plasma membrane; synaptic vesicle membrane; membrane
Molecular function (GO): semaphorin receptor binding; chemorepellent activity
Source: RefSeq, a predicted model, not a curated record
AGUCGGGCAGGAGAGGCGGGGACUGGAGAGUAACUAGUGUGUGUUGUAGCGAGAGGCUCACAUAGAAGACAAGCGCUUCUCACAGUAUUUGGGGAUAGUGCAGAGCGCCUCUAGCGCAAAGGAAUCUACCGUCGCUGCUCUGCUUCUUUUUUUGUUUCCUGCGCCAGGGGAUUUACUCGUAGCGCCCGGGGGACGGUGCUUAUGGAGCUAUAGAGACAACCCGCUGCUCACGGUGGGAUCACCCCCGGCGCUUGUGCGGAUUACUGGGACACAUUGCCGCUGGAUAUAAUAGGGAAGGUGACGUUGAAAGAUCGGCAGAGCCAAAGACUGGGAUCCCUGGGGCAGCCUUUCCAAACUGCCAUUGUCCAUCAGUUAAGCUACAACCUCGCCAGUGUCCCCUGAUAUCCAGAGUGCUGAGAAUUGUAGUUGAACAGAAAGGCCCUGCAGACUUCCAAAGGCAGAGGUUGUGCUUUGAACGUCGUGGCAAUGUUUCCCAGCUGCUUCUUUGUUCUGGCACUGCUGCUCAGAGCUGAGGCCUGGGAAUGGGGCCUGACACCGAGGAAAACCGUGCGCUACCAUGGAGUAUCAGAGGUGCGACAGUCCUGGCACAGCGGCGUCUCCCAAGUCAUGACAUUGACGUUGGAUGAGAAUCGGGGGGCUCUGUAUGUGGGCGCAAGAGAAGUCAUAUUUAGCCUAGACCUCAAUAAUAUCGGGAAAGAGCUGAGGCCUCCAAUUAUAUGGGAAGCUCCAGCAGACAAGAAGUUGGAAUGUGCCCAAAAGGGAAAAAGCAAUCAGACUGAAUGUUUUAACUACAUCCGCUUUCUGGAACAGUUCAAUCAGACGCAUCUUGUCACUUGUGGGACCUAUGCCUUCCAGCCCAAGUGUGCUUACAUUGAGCUGUCUGACUUCACACUGGAUGCAGAGAACUUGGAGGAAGGGAAGGGGAAGGUUCCAUAUGAUCCAGCCAAGGGCCACACUGGUCUUAUUUUAGACGGUGCCUUGUACUCUGCCACCAUGAACAACUUUCUUGGAACGGAGCCUGUGAUUCAGCGCAUUGUGGGGCAGCAUAAUCUAAUGAAGACGGAGUAUUUGGCUUCGUGGCUAAAUGAACCAAACUUUGUGAGUUCGGCGCACAUACCAGAGAGUGUGGGCAGUGAAAUUGGGGACGAUGAUAAGAUAUACUUCUUUUUCACCGAACGGGCGCUAGAAUAUGACUGCCAAAGCGAACAAGUGGUGUCCAGGGUGGCGCGUAUCUGCAAGGGGGAUUUAGGAGGGGCUCGUACUCUGCAGAGGAAAUGGACUAGUUUCCUGAAAGCCCGGCUUCUCUGCUCCAUCCCAGAGCUUCAGCUGAAUUUUAACCUUUUAAAAUCUGUAUUUAAGCUAGAGGCCAAAGAGUGGCGCUCCACUCAUUUCUAUGCUGCCUUCCAGGCUCGCUGGGGUGAUUCUCCAGUGUCCGCUAUCUGUCAGUAUUCCAUCCAGGACAUCCAGAAGGUCUUUGAUGGACCGUACAAGGAGUAUCGUGAGCAGUCCCAGAAGUGGGGUCGAUACUCAGACUCUGUGCCAAGUCCCCGACCUGGAUCAUGUGUCACCAACUGGCACAGAAAUCAUGGAGUAUACAGCUCCCUGGAGCUUCCAGACAACACCCUGAACUUUGUCAAGAAGCAUCCGCUUAUGGACGACUCUGUUAUGUCUACCCACAUGCGCCCAUUGCUGGUCAGAAGGGGAGCAAACUUCACAACCAUCGCUGUGCAGAGGACCUUGGGUUUGGAUAGAGAACCUUACGAUAUCCUCUUCAUUGGAACUGAGAAUGGUUGGGUAAAUAAAGCUGUAAGUUUUGGAUCAACGGUGCACAUAAUUGAGGAGCUGCAAGUGUUUGACAAAUCCUAUCCUGUGCACAGCUUGGCUCUUUCUGCCCGCAAGUCUCUUCUGUUUGUGGGUUCACAAUCUGGGCUGGUGCAGCUUCCCUUUGCAGACUGCAGUAAAUACCGCUCCUGUGCUGACUGUAUACUCGCUCGUGAUCCCUACUGCGCCUGGAAUAUUAACAUCACCCGCUGUGUGCGUGCAGAUCAACGAUACAGGCCUAUACUCCUUCAGGAUAUUAAGGAUUCCGACACGUCCGUGUGUGAGGUGCAGAGCCAGAAAGCAGUGAAACCAUUUGUGAAGAACAUUACUGUUGGCAUUGGCACAAACGUGGUCCUUCCUUGCCAGUUAUCAUCUAACCUGGCACAACCCAUCUGGACAUUCAAUGGGCAAGACCUGGAAAGUGACCAGGAUGACUCUGUGCUAUUUGACACUACUCUGCAGGCACUGGUGAUCCUUGGGGUGGGUACACAUCAUUCUGGUUGCUACGUCUGUUACUCAGAAGAGCAGGGAACCCAGCUGACUGCAGAGAGCUACCAGCUAACUGUGGUGGCCUCUCCUUCCCUUAUUCUUGAAUCCCGUGCUCCUUUGGAUGGGCUGGGCCUGGUGUGGAUGAUGGUGAUUGCACUGGGGGCAGUUUGCCUAGCCCUGUUCCUGGCUGUUGUCUACCUGCGCAGGAAGUUAAAGGAUGAGCUGGAAAAAGGUUCCAAAUCCAUGGAGAACACGUUGGUGUAUCCUAUCAAACUGCCCUCCCAACCCAAGACUCCUAAAUGCCUGCCUAGUGCAGACUCCGAUGAAAAACUGUGGGACCCUUCCUCUUUCUACUAUUCUGAUGGUUCUCUAAAAAUUGUACCCGGUCAUGCACUGUGCCAGAACAGCACUGGCUCCUCCUCACCAUCUGGAAAUGGUAUCCCAGGGCAGCCCCUUCCUUCACCUCCCCUGCAUUCACCCAACCACAUGCUUUUGGCAGGGGUUCGGGGCUCAAGUAGUAAUGGUUAUAUCCGGCUGACGCUCGGAGGGGGUGUGACUGAGGAGCACCCUCAGCUGGGGGACCUUAAUGAGGAGCUUCGGUGGAAACUUAAGCAGAGGCAAGCGUUACCAGACUCUAAUCCAGAAGAAUCAUCUGUUUGACACUGUUUUUGUGCCUCUUGCACAGUUUGCACUGGUAUAACUUUUAUUAUAUUAUUUUUGUUUUCAACUACCUCAGGGACUAGAGUUGUAGUGAAGGGACAAAGCCAAAAGGAAAAGCCCCUGUCCAACUAUGGACUGAAAAUAUUGAUAAUGAAGAAGGACCAAGUUCUCCCGUUGCCUUGGAAAAGCCCCCUCUCCUAUAGUUUGAGGCUUGUUCAGUUCAGUAUUUCUAAAUGUACCUAACGUAAGUCUAAUAAGAGAAGAGUGUGCUGAGAAGAUAGUUAAUCCUUUACCUUGCUUCUUUAGUGAGUAGAAUGAAACCAGGCAACAUCCUUCUUCCUGGAGGUUCAGGGUCACAGCAGCAAUAAUGCAUGAGAGACUCCAGACGCUUUAUAUACAUUAUCGGACCAUGUUUGCAAUGGAAGGGUUACAAAAAUCAUUCUCACCUUGCGGCAGUUCGGUAAAAAAAAUCUGCAAUAUAUCACCGUUUGUGUAUACUGUUUACAUAUGUACAGAUGAGGCUUAUUCAGAAUGACGUCAAAUGUGACCAAAACCACCAUCCAUGCUGCUGCCUCAGGAUCUCUAUGUAGGAGGAAGGUCAGUGCUCAUUUAAAAAAAGAAGAGGAAAAACAAAAUUGCAGGGACCUGUUUGAACCAUUUGUACUGUAGUAUUUCGUCACUUCCAAAGUCCUCUCCACUGAUUUAUUUACCCCCUCGUCUUAUUGAGAAGGACCAAUCACUCCUGUAUGUACAACAACACAGACCUGCUCAACUGUCUGUCGCUUUGUAUUGGGUCACACGUUAAAUGACUGCCUCAAUCACGUAUUUUUGAUGCAGCCGGUCUGCGGUUGCCGAGUGUUCGUGUAAAUGUGUUUUUGAAGCAUGACACGCAGAUGUGAGUUUUGGAUAAAUAGAUCUUUUUUUUAAUUUUUGUUUUUUUAUUCCUGUUUUAACUGUAUUGCUCUGUAACCGUUAAGGAAACUCAGCCUGUUCAUUUUUCCCCCAGUUCAUAACGGCUGGGUGAGACUAAAUGAAUUCUUUUAGGGCCAAAUAUUCGGACGUUAAUUUAUGGGCUAGAAUUUACAAAAGGAAUGGGAGUCCUACAGAUGAACACUCUCUGCCAAAUGUCCCACGCUCCCUCAUGUAUCUGUGUAUGGGGGGGACGGGCAGCUGAGUGUCCUCCAUGAUUUUUGGAGAUGUUGCUAUUUCCAUAAACGUCUGGAGGGCCACAGGUUGUCUGGCAUUUCAGUAUGCGAUUGGAUAUUGGAUGAUGAUGGUGACAUGCUGUAAAUAAUUUGAGUCAUCAGCACUAUAAGAGAAAAUCUUGUAUGUACUGUAAAUAUAUUCAUUUUUUUGUUUGUUUUUCCUGCUCUUAAAAUUUCACAUGUUGGUAAUUUAUUUACGUUAUAUAUUUAUUUCUGUAAAUACGUAUUUUUAUAUUAAAGAAAUAAAAGCAAUUGUUUAAAGAA